UCUAGCGAAAUCGAAGUAAUGAAUGACAACGAUCUCAAGAAUGAACUCUGUCAGAUUGAGAAAGAAAUCAAUUGUUAUAAGCCAAUGUUGCAAAACUACCGCAACGAGUACGAGAAUAUAGAAACGGAAAUUUGCGACGUCAGGCAAUUGCAGCGGAAAGCGCAAUUCGUGUUGGAUAAUGUGAGAUUGGAGGAGGAGGAUCUUUGUGAGCGUUUGAAGAACAUACAUCUCAACUACAAGGCGUGCAUAGAAAAAUCGGGCUACAAAGAUCCAAACGAAAUGAUUCGUAUAAAGAUAAACGAACUGACGACGCAGAGGAAGAACCUGCUGGAAGAACUGGUACAAAUGAAAAGAAAAGCAGAUGACAAUAGAAAGAAGCUCGCUCGUGUAAAUGCCAUGAUCGCAGAACAAGAAAAAAAGAACGUGAUAGAUAUUCAAGAAUUGAAGGAGAUUUCCGAGAACGCCGUAUCCAUUUCGCCAGAUAUAAAGAAACAGAUAGAUACUGUUUUGAAAAAUCUCAAGAAAUAAAUGAAA
This is a messenger RNA of Trachymyrmex cornetzi, 534 nucleotides long. RefSeq lists its product as uncharacterized. Bases 19 to 528 code for a protein of 169 amino acids. The transcript has 2 exons. Lineage: Eukaryota; Metazoa; Arthropoda; Insecta; Hymenoptera; Formicidae. The record is from RefSeq and is a predicted model, not a curated record.